UUUGCAACAUCGUGAAUUUGUAGUGUGACUAUGGGCGAAAAGAAACCAGAACCUUUGGAUUUUGUAAAAGAUUUUCAGGAAUACCUAACUCAACAGACUCACCAUGUGAAUAUGAUUUCAGGCUCUGUUAGUGGAGACAAAGAUGCAGAGACUCUUCAAGGAGCAGGGACCGAAGGUGAUCAAAAUGGAUUAGAUCAUCCUUCCGUAGAAGUUCCACUGGAUGAAAACUCAGGAGUGUUGGUAGAUGGUUUUGAAAGAACUUUCGACGGCAAAUUAAAAUGCCGAUAUUGUAACUAUGCCAGCAAAGGAACAGCACGACUCAUAGAACAUAUUAGAAUUCACACAGGUGAAAAACCACAUAGAUGUCACCUAUGUCCCUUUGCGUCAGCCUAUGAACGUCACCUGGAAGCUCAUAUGCGGUCUCAUACUGGUGAAAAACCUUACAAAUGUGAAUUGUGUUCCUUCCGCUGUAGUGACAGAAGCAACUUGUCUCACCACCGGAGACGCAAACAUAAAAUGGUGCCAAUAAAGGGUACAAGGCCUUCGCUUAGCAGCAAGAAGAUGUGGGGUGUUUUGCAAAAGAAGACCAGUAACUUGGGCUAUAGCCGAAGAGCACUCAUUAACUUAAGUCCACCUUCGAUGGUGGUUCAGAAGCCAGACUAUCUUAAUGAUUUCACUCAUGAAAUUCCAAAUAUUCAGGCUGAAGCAUACGAAAGUAUAACAAAGCCAACAGAGACUAGUGGAUUGCCGAGAGAUUCACAAGACCUUAUGAUAGAUAACCCUUUAAACCAGCUAUCUACUUUAGCAGGACAGUUGUCUAGUCUCCCUCCUGAAAACCAAAACCCACCAUCUCCCGAUGUUGUACCGUGUCAAGAUGAAAAGCCUUUCAUGAUGCAGCAACCUGCUGCAGCAACUUCUGUUCCAGCUGUCACCACCAGUAUUCCCCAGAACUCAUCCCCUACAAGUCCAGAUCCUCGUCCUGUACAUUCGCAAAGGAAUUACAGCCCGGUGGCCGGGCCAAGUAGUGACCACAGCGCGCAGGCCAGCACCCCAAGUAUCAGUAACAGUCAACCAAGCACUCCAGCACCAACUCUUCCGGUUCAAGAUCCUCAGCUUCUGCAUCACUGCCAGCACUGUGACAUGUAUUUUGCUGACAAUAUCCUGUACACUAUUCAUAUGGGAUGCCAUGGAUUUGAGAACCCUUUCCAAUGCAACAUUUGUGGUUGCAAAUGUAGAAACAAGUAUGACUUUGCUUGCCAUUUUGCCAGAGGCCAACAUAGCCAGCAUUGACUGAUUUUUUUUUAAAUGUAGACCGUGCUUUCUUUUAUUUAUUUGUUUAAACACAUUUCUGUUUCUUAUGUAAUUGGAAAGUUGCCUUUGGAGGAAUCCAGCUAACAAUUUAAUGUUGGACGCAGACAACUUAUAUUGUCAUAAUUUGCUGACAAUAUGUUUGCUAGUCAUGGUGGUAUUCUUUAUACGGCUCCUCAAGCAAAAGUGAGGCUUACAGUGCAAUUGUAUCUUCUACUUUACUUUAUAUAAAAACGAAAUCUUGGAUCAGUUCUAGCACAGCUACAAUUCCUUAGAUUAGCCUGUGCCACAAGAGAGCCUAUAAUUCUGCUUUUCUCCAAUUAGCCUAAUACAAUCAGUUUGGGGGUAUGGGCCAUCUGCUAAACUGCUAGAAAAUUCUGUAAACAUUAUCAGCAAACAUAAUGCCUACAAGAAAAUCUAGAAUUCCCUACGCCCAAAACCUGUAAUUGCAGCCGGGUGUUUAAUGAUGUUCCUUUUUAGUACAUUGUGGCAGUAAUAACGUGAAAUAAGAGUUACAAAAAUACCCACUUUCCAGUACUACUAUCCUGUUUUUGGAGAGGGGGGGGGGCGCAGAAUACAACCAAACAAAUGCCUGGUGUUAAAACUUUUGCAACUUUUCAAAACUGUGGAAAAAGAAAACUUUAGAACAAAAUGGAUAAUGUGUUAAAAGAAUGUACCAUAAUCUUUUUGACUAGCUUUGCAGCACAUUACAAAUAUUUUCAUUGCCUUUUAAGUGCUGAUGUCUGUGCUAUUUUGCCUUCUAAGCAGUAAUGACUUUUAAUGGAAAUGAAGCAGCAAGAAAGUUACACGAUUUCGAUGACCCAUUCAGAUUUUGUGUGGUCAUUUUAACUAUGAAUCAUUUCUUUUUUUGAAAACAGCAUUCUAGUCACAGAGGCAACAAGGGACAAAGGAUAGUUUAGACUUUUGAUUUUCUUUAAAGAGUCUGAAGAUGGUAAGGCAAGAUGCAAAUAUGCAGAAUCACAUUAAUGAACUGCAGCGGAUAUAAAAUGUAUGAUACUUCUGUCUUAAAAUACUUAGGAAAAAAUAGGCACUUUAAACAAAUUAUGCUAGCAGAGACUGCAGAAUAUUAGUUUAUAGCACAUAAUUCUUUAAUAGCAUACAGAAGAACACUGAAAUGCACUUUUAUUGUAUAUUUUUUUAUUUCACAGGAAACAAAAAUAUACUUUAUAUUGCUAUCCCUUGCAUAACCAGUAAAUAUGCACAUACAAACCCAUUUCAAACAUGAUAGAGUGCAUUUAUUGAACUGUUUAAAAACCUUGCUUCUUUUCAUGUUUGGGAAUAUCUGAUUAUAAGCUUCAUCUUCAGAAUGUUUGAUCCCUCUGAAAAAAUACGGACCUUUCCAGACUUUUGAGGAAAGGCUUUGGAAGAAAGAGUGGUAAGGAAAAAAGAUCCCAUUUACUUAGAGACACUCUUACAUGCCAUCUCUGGCCAGAGUAUUUUUAGAAUUUCCUGAUUUUUUUAAAAAAAAUUUGAAGUCUCACUGGUUAGCGCUGGUAGCGUCAGGGAUAGUGUUUAAAAUCCCUUGCAAAAGGAUGUCACAAAAUGAAAAUUCACUUCACUGCUGGACAUAUCUGCUGAUGGAAGUUGGGGUUACAUGUUUUCCACCUACAGAAAACCACGAAAGGUAUAAGAAUCUGGUAAGUAGUUACGAUUUGGGCAAGAUAGCUGUUGAUGACCCCAUACGCCUGAAGCAAAUCAGUGGAUUCAUGUAGUUCUUCAGAAUGGAGAAGUAUAUUUCAAGUCUUUUAUUUUUGCAUUGCUGGUCUAUGAUGAUAAUAAAGAUUUGAGUGAUUGAUAUUUUAAUUUGCAAAAGUGCUGCAAAAUGUUUUUAUGAGAAGUAACAUUCAAUAGCUUACCAAUUGAGUAAAAUAUUAGAUAUUUGCAGGGUUUUUUUUAGACAGCACAUAAUUAUCUACUUACCUGACAUUCCUUUCUAGCAGAUUUUCAUCUUACCAGUUUCCAGUGAUGUGCACAUUCAGAUGUCACUUAGUUAAUGAUUUUGGUCUUUAUAUAGCCACAUUGGUCCAUGCAGAAAUCUAGGGAGUUUCAAAGGAGCUGCAGCCGAUGCAGCUGGAGUGUGUUUGCAGUAGUACCUCCUGCCUUUAUUUUAUUUUAUCAAUUUUUAGUACUCCCAUUGGAUUCUUUUUUAUUUAAUUAACAUUUUUUGGUGGAGGAAGUUUCAGAAUAUGUAGUGCUGGUAUAGGGACCGAAGAUUUCUACAGGACUUGCAUUUGAAAGCGAUAGUGGUCUGGUUUACCUCUAAAUUAAAAAUAUAAAUGGUACAUUCUACCAUUUCAAUUAGGUUUAAAUGUGCAUGUGGGUAGUCUUUAUCAGUGAUCUCUUUAGGGAACGCUGAUCUGCAGAUAUUUUGUAUCCCUAUAAUAUCACUUCAUAGUUUUGCAGCUUCCAAAGAUUUCUACUUGGACCAGUCUGGCCAUACAAAGACCAAAAUUACUGACUAGGUUACGCUGGACUCCACUGAGUAGACAGCGCAAGUCUGAGGUACUAGUUCUAGUGAUCUGUUGAUUAUCUGUACAACUUCCAAACAUGAAAUAACUUCAUUAAUAGGUCCUUAGGAAAUGUAGAAAUUUAAAGAUUUGGGCUCAGAAUCAAUAAAAGUCUAGCAAAAGCUCAAUAAAUGCUAAUAUUUUUAAUAUUCUGUUACCAUUUUUUUAAAAAUUCAAAUGACUUUAAAUUUUGGCAUUAAGGUGGCAGUGAUACCCAAGGGACACUUCCACUUAGAAUCUCCCUGAUGCCUUUUGCACUACUAUUGAUAGUGAACUACCUGUAACACAAAGACUGAAAGUAGGAUAAGAACUCUGGUGGCGUAGUGGUCAGAAUGCGGUAUUGCAGGCAAACUGCCCACAGCCUGGAGUUUGAUCCUGAUAGGCUUGCAGGUGGACUCAGCUUUGCAUGUUGUUGGAGACAAUAUGCAAAACAAUGUAAACUGCGAGUGUGUGCUAUAAAGCGCUAUGGUAUACUGUAUAAGCGAUGGUAUACUGUAUAAGUCUAAAUGCUAUUGCUAGGACCAAAAGAAAAACCAUGAAAUUAAACACAGAUUUAAUUUAAAGCUGAGUGUGGUACAACUGACAAAAAGUAGUGAGAAAUCAGUAAAUUUAAAGUCCACUAUUUCAAUGACAAAAGCCAUAUUUGCAUGAGAUAUCAAAGCACUCAGCUUGGAUGGAACAGUAUGUUUAUGCUUUUGUAACAGGAGCCAAAAUGCCGUGCCUUUUUUAAUUAACCCAGUUAUACUAUUGGACAGGAAGCACAUAGCCUUGUUCUAUUCUGUUAUAGUCUGAGUUUUUCAACAAGAGAAUAUCACUUUAAAAAAAAUAUGCUAUCCAGGUUUUUCAACCGUGCAGAUACAGAACGUCAGCAAAUUCCCUGCUGGAAGCUCUUUCAAUCCCAAAAGUAUUUUUUUCUCACAAUUAUAUUUCGCCUGUUUCUAAAAAAAAAUUUCUCUUUCUAUUGCAAAGAAAGAAGCCUGUUUGUAUAACCAAUUGACUCUUCCUACAAUAAUGACUUCGAAUAAUUUGGACUUGGAUAUCCACACUCCCCAUCUCACAUAACAUCUUUGAGCUAUAUAAUUGUCAAUGCUCGCUUGCAAUAAUGGGUAAAUGCAGCAUACAAUUUGUCAGACAGAUUACUGUAGUCUACUAACCGAUAACCAGUUUAUUCGUUGUGUUUUGCUAGGUAGUAAGGAGGGCAGGUUUAACGAAAAUACCAGUAGCAACUUGGUGCCAGUUCUAUCAAGGAAGCAAAUGACACGAUCAUUGGUAAUCCUGUUCCACUCUAGCACUUCACUCAUGAACAAUUUGGGGGUGUUCUGCCUUACUGCGCUUAUGAAUUUUGUAUUUUAAAAACUUUAUAAACAUUUUGAUUAAGAUGCUAAUGAGGUACAUUUAUUCACAUUAAGCUCAUUUGGUAACAUUUUGGUUUCCUGGUGAUAAUAUAGAAGUGGUUGAUCAUUGCCUUGUUCAGCUUUUUAAAAUUCCUGGUACAACUUGUAUCCCUGGGAUUUCUUAGUAUUGUAUUGUAUUGUAUUGUAU
This is a messenger RNA of Thamnophis sirtalis, 5378 nucleotides long. The record is from RefSeq and is a predicted model, not a curated record. Lineage: Eukaryota; Metazoa; Chordata; Lepidosauria; Squamata; Natricidae.